Molecule: messenger RNA, 1863 nt
Organism: Monomorium pharaonis (pharaoh ant)
Lineage: Eukaryota; Metazoa; Arthropoda; Insecta; Hymenoptera; Formicidae
Product: nucleoside diphosphate-linked moiety X motif 19-like
Exons: 5
Coding region: 607-1695 (362 amino acids)
Cellular component (GO): mitochondrion
Molecular function (GO): hydrolase activity, acting on acid anhydrides, in phosphorus-containing anhydrides
Source: RefSeq, a predicted model, not a curated record
CAAUAAAACAAUAAAACGCGAAGAGUCUAAAAAAUUUUGUAAUAUCACUUUUAAAUACGAUUUUAAUGUAAUUUGGUUUACAAUAUUCGAAGAUGAAUAAAAAAAUUAAUUCAUUCUUCACUCGGUGUAUUAAUUUCUCUUUUUUGCAGAAUUUUAAAUUAUGUCGUUGCAGCCAAUGAGCAAUAAAUUGCCUAUAUUACAAAUAUAAUGUAAUAUGAUGAAAAUAUCGUUUCGGAAUAAACGACAAACGACGCAAUAAACGUCCCAAACGUUUUCAACGUUUUACGACAGUAUUAUCAUUACGUACAUUAUCGUUGUAUAUAAUUAAAAUAAAGGAGCUGCGCGUGACAAUAAAACGCAACGCGUCGUCAAAGAGUUGCAGAAGAGACCUACAGGCUUUUUUUUGGUUUGUUUUCAGCGUGUGAAGCGCGAUCGAAGUGAAUCUCAUUAUCGCGGAGUGAUAAUCUAGGUGACGUACGAUCGAACGCAGACAAUCCGAUUACGAUAUCGGCAACGGUGAAUUCGGUUUCGUCAGACGUAGGCGAUUGCCGCGAUUUCCCGUCCGCAGUGAUUUCCAUCUCGCGUGUAGGAGAAAGCGAAGGGAAGAUGAAGGCCUGGCAGGAAGCGUCGAGUUUGAUAUUAGCAGCACGGCACGGGCAAACGUACGGUCGUGUGGCGUCGCCUGCAGUUCACAAUUACAAGCUGCUAUGCCUCAAGCGUCAUCAAAAGUCGAGUUUCAUGCCCGGGCUCUACGUAUUCCCGGGCGGCGCGGUGGAUCCAGCCGAUGCCAAUUUGAAAUGGCGCAAGCACUUCACCGCCUUCGGCCUGGGGGACGACAAGCUCGCGUCUCUGGUGCCAAGGACCGUGUCGCGGCCGCAGAUCUUUCGUUCGAGGGAGAACGAGCUACUUAGAGAGAUCUCGCUACGCAUCACGGCGAUUCGCGAGACCUUCGAGGAAUGCGGGAUACUGAUAUGCCGGCGUGACAGAGACGGCGGAGCUCAUUCCGGCUGGGCCGAGCACGUGGCAGUUCCCCAGGGCGAGUUGCAAACGUGGCAGAGCAAAGUCCACGAGGAUGCAACGGAAUUUUUCAAUCUCUGUCAGAGGUACGAGUGCUAUCCGGAUCUGUGGGCACUGCACGAAUGGAGGAAUUGGCUGACGCCUACGGCCGUGUACGAGAAGCGCUUCGACACCGCCUUCUACCUGGCCUGCCUGCCGGACGUACCUCACGCCGAAUACGAGGCUAAGGAAAUGGAGGAUCUGAAAUGGGACACUCCGGAGAAGCUUUCUACGAUGGGUAUCACGUUCCCGCCACCGCAACAGUACGAGAUCGCCAGAAUGACUAAAGUGAAAAGCAUAGACGAGCUUCUGGACAUCGCCGUGGAACGUAAUAAAGAAGGCUCGCAGUUGUAUUUGCCGAUAAGUGUGUAUCUAAAGGAUGGCGUCAUGCACGUCUUACCUAGUGACACGAUGUACCCGAAAAAAGUUGAAUUGUUUGAAAAACAAACGAUCGACAAGUCGGAUAUUACCACAGAGGAAUUUCAAAAAAUAAGUCCGUUCAAGAAUAGAACUGAAUUUCUUGAUACGCAGAUAAAUGUAAUUUUUACUGAUAACGGCGAGGAUAAUCGUGUGUCAUUCCCAUUACCUGGAUACUCGAAGAUAGCGUACGGAAAAGAAGAACCUAAAAAUAAGCUUUAACUAAAGGAAUGUUCGAUUUUUGUUUGAGAUAAGUCGCCAAUGAGACAUGUUAAAUAAGGUUUCAAGAAAGAAGUUGUUGAGGUUUUUCUUAAAAGACUUGCAUUAGCUCUGUUAUAUUUUUAUAUGAUACGCUUUGUAUCUUUUUAAUAAAUUGUUAACCAAAACGUU